CCGGCGCAUUCCCGCGGGCGGCGGGGAAAGUGGCGGCCGCAGCAAGAUGGCGGUGGCGGGCAAGGGGGUGGUGUCGGCCGCUGUGAAGCCAAUCUUCAGCCGGGACCUUGGCGAGGCGAAGCGGCGCGUCAGGGAGCUGUACCGGGCCUGGUACCGCGAGGUGCCCAACACGGUGCACCUGUACCAGCUGGACAUCACGGUGAAACAGGGGCGUAACAAGGUGCGGGAGAUGUUCAUGAAGAAUGCCCACGUUACGGAUCCACGCGUGAUAGACAUGCUGGUUAUUAAGGGGAAAAUGGAGCUUCAAGAAACCAUUCAUGUCUGGAAGCAGAGGACUCACAUCAUGAGGUACUUCCACGAGACGGAAACCCCGCAGCCUAAAGACUUUCUGUCCAAAUUCUAUGCGGGCCACAAUCCCUGAGAAACUGACUCUGUGUCUUCCUGCCUUAUAUUACAAAUAAAGUUCUAUACAAUAGAAAAAAAAAAUAUCCAUACAAAGAGAUUCUCUAGCAUCUUAGGAGCCAAAUGACAAGAUGAAUCCAGAGCAUGUGCAAGUGAUUAUGAUCUGUUUGAAGAGCUGUAAUUUCCUAGUUUUGCCAAUGUGCAUUUUCAGUGGCUGGUAUUUCUCCCAUCGCUUGACUUGGGGUGUCUGCUGAAUAACCACAACACAACCUGGCUGUGGGUCUUUGUGCUUAGCCUGCAGCCCCAUCUGUAGAUGUUAGCUCUGUGAGGAAAAGGGUGGGCCUUCAGAAAAGCCACUGUACUCACAAAAAUAUUCUUGUGCUUGAGGCACAGAUGUAUUCAUGCAGUGUCUUGCAGUUUCAUGCCGUGACUUUGCUGACCAUGUGUUUUUAUUGGACAUUAGUCUCAGUUUCUCACAGAGUAUAUAUAGAAUCCUAUAGGCAAAUAAAUCCUUCUGCAUUAAAACAUCA
This is a messenger RNA of Poecile atricapillus (Black-capped chickadee), 932 nucleotides long. RefSeq names its product NADH dehydrogenase [ubiquinone] 1 alpha subcomplex subunit 6-like. Gene Ontology annotation, biological process: response to oxidative stress. Bases 47 to 421 code for a protein of 124 amino acids. NCBI's taxonomy places the organism in Eukaryota, Metazoa, Chordata, Aves, Passeriformes, Paridae. The transcript is spliced from 3 exons. The record is from RefSeq and is a predicted model, not a curated record.